AUGUGUGCGGUCAAUAUCAUUCAUCAGCACAACUCAACACCACCGGAGCCUGCAGGGAAGGAUGAGGAGACACGGGGGAACGCCAACAUGUCCAGCCUGGACUCCAACUCCAGCUCCAGCCCCAAACCCAGACCCAUCUCCAACCCCAGACUCAGCUCCAGCCCCAGCUCCAACCCCAGCUCCAGUCCCAGAUCCAACCCCAGACCCAACCCGAGACCCAGCUCCAACCCCAGUUCCAACCCCAUACCCAGCUCCAACCCCAACUCCGAACCCAAACCCAGCCCCAGCUCCAAUACCAGCUACAAACACAUCCCCAACCCAAAACCCAGACAGCUCCAACCCCAACUCAGCUCCAACCCCAGCUCCAACCCCAGACUUAGCUCCAACCCCAGACUCAUCUCCAACCCCAGCUCCAACCCCAGACUCAGCUCCAACCCCAGACUCAGCUCCAACUCCAGACCCAGUUCCAACCCCAGACUCAGCUUCAAUCCCAGACUCAAAUACAACCCCAGACCCAGCUACAACCCUAGACCCAGCUACAACCCUAGCUCCAACCCCAGACUCAGCUAUAACCCUAGACUCAGGUCCAACCCCAGAGUCAGGUCCAGCCCCAGCUCCAACGCCAGACUCAGCUCCAACCCCAGCUCCAACCCCAGACUUAGCUCCAACCCCAACUACAAUAAAGACUCAGCUCCAACCCCAGCUCCAACCCCAGACUCAGCUCCAACUACAGACUCAGCUCCAACUCCAGCUCACACCCCAGACUCAGCUCCAACUCCAGACUCAGCUCCAACACUCAGCUCCAACCCCAGCUCCAACCCCAGACUCAGCUCCAACUACAGACUCAGCUCCAACUCCAGCUCACACCCCAGACUCAGCUCCAACCCCAGACUCAGCUCCAACUCCAGACCCAGUUCCAACCCCAGACUCAGCUUCAAUCCCAGACUCAAAUACAACCCCAGACCCAGCUACAACCCUAGACCCAGCUACAACCCUAGCUCCAACCCCAGACUCAGCUAUAACCCUAGACUCAGGUCCAACCCCAGACUCAGGUCCAGCCCCAGCUCCAACUCCAGACUCAGCUCCAACCCCAACUCCAACCCAGACUCAGCUCCAACCCAACUCAGCUCCAACCCCAGCUCCAACCCCAGACUCAGCUCCAACUACAGACUCAGCUCCAACUCCAGCUCACACCCCAGACUCAGCUCCAACCCCAGACUCAGCUCCAACUCCAGACCCAGUUCCAACCCCAGACUCAGCUUCAAUCCCAGACUCAAAUACAACCCCAGACCCAGCUACAACCCUAGACCCAGCUACAACCCUAGCUCCAACCCCAGACUCAGCUAUAACCCUAGACUCAGGUCCAACCCCAGACUCAGACUCAGCUUCAAUCCCAGACUCAAAUACAACCCCAGACCCAGCUACAACCCUAGACCCAGCUACAACCCAAGCUCCAACCCCAGACUCAGCUAUAACCCUAGACUCAGCUCCAACCCCAGCUCCAAUCCAAGACUCAGCUCAAACCCCAGACUCAGCUCCAACUCCAGACCCAGUUCCAACCCCAGACUCAGCUUCAAUCCCAGACUCAAAUACAACCCCAGACCCAGCUACAACCCUAGACCCAGCUACAACCCUAGCUCCAACCCCAGACUCAGCUAUAACCCUCGACUCAGGUCCAACCCCAGACUCAGGUCCAGCCCCAGCUCCAACGCCAGACUCAGCUCCAACCCAAGCUCCAACCCCAGACUUAGCUCCAACUCCAGACUCAGCUCCAACCCCAACUCCAACCCAGACUCAGCUCCAACCCAGCUCCAACCCCAGACUCAGCUCCAACUACAGACUCAGCUCCAACUCCAGCUCACAACCCAGACUCAGCUCCAACUCCAGACUCAACUCAGCUCCAACCCCAGCUCCAACCCCAGACGCAGCUCCAACUACAGACUCAGCUCCAACUCCAGCUCACACCCCAAACUCAGCUCCAACCCCAGACUCAGCUCCAACUCCAGACCCAGUUCCAACCCCAGACUCAGCUUCAAUCCCAGACUCAAAUACAACCCCAGACCCAGCUACAACCCUAGACCCAGCUACAACCCUAGCUCCAACCCCAGACUCAGCUAUAACCCUCGACUCAGGUCCAACCCCAGACUCAGGUCCAGCCCCAGCUCCAACGCCAGACUCAGCUCCAACUCCAGCUCCAACCCCAGACUUAGCUCCAACUCCAGACUCAGCUCCAACCCCAACUCCAACCCAGACUCAGCUCCAACCCAGCUCCAACCCCAGACUCAGCUCCAACUACAGACUCAGCUCCAACUCCAGCUCACACCCCAGACUCAGCUCCAACUCCAGACUCAACUCAGCUCCAACCCCAGCUCCAACCCCAGACGCAGCUCCAACUACAGACUCAGCUCCAACUCCAGCUCACACCCCAGACUCAGCUCCAACCCCAGACUCAGCUCCAACUCCAGACCCAGUUCCAACCCCAGACUCAGCUUCAAUCCCAGACUCAAAUACAACCCCAGACCCAGCUACAACCCUAGACCCAGCUACAACCCUAGCUCCAACCCCAGACUCAGCUAUAACCCUAGACUCAGACUCAGCUCCAACCCCAGCUCCAACCCCAGACUUAGCUCCAACCCCAGACUCAGCUCAAACCCCAGCUCACACCCCAGACUCAGCUCCAACCCCAGACUCAGCUCCAACUCCAGACCCAGUUCCAACUCCAGACUCAGCUUCAAUCCCACACUCAAAUACAACCCCAGACCCAGCUACAACCCUAGACCCACCUACAACCCUAGCUCCAACCCCAGACUCAGCUAUAACCCUAGACUCAGGUCCAACCCCAGACUCAGACUCAGCUCCAACCCCAGACUCAGCUCCAACUCCAGACUCAGCUCCAACUCCAGACUCAGCUCCAACUCCAGAAUCAGCUCCAACUCCAGAAUCAGCUCCAACCCCAGACUCAGCUCCAACCCCAGACUCAACUCCAACCCCAGACUCAGCUCCAACUCCAGAAUCAGCUCCAACCCCAGCUCCAACCCCAGAAUCAGCUCCAACCCCAGAAUCAGCUCCAACCCUAGACUCAGCUCCAACUCCAGAAUCAGCUCUAACCCCAGAAUCAGCUCCAACACCAGACUCAGCUCCAACCCCAGCUCCAGAGGGGCAGAAGAAGACACAUCCAGGAGAGAUGACUACAGUUGA
Messenger RNA from Salvelinus namaycush (lake trout), 3198 nucleotides. RefSeq names its product adhesive plaque matrix protein-like. The record is from RefSeq and is a predicted model, not a curated record. Lineage: Eukaryota; Metazoa; Chordata; Actinopteri; Salmoniformes; Salmonidae. Bases 1 to 3198 code for a protein of 1065 amino acids. The transcript is spliced from 11 exons.